AUGCUUCAGGAUAUUGGCGCUGAUUCUUCCGUCUGGACGAUUGGCUCCAACGAAGGCAACAUGUCGUGCCAAAAUUACAAUUUGAGUUUCGCCUGGUGCAACCCAAAAAGAGAAAUCAUCAUUCCCACGAUCCUGCAGAAAAUAAACAGUUUAGAUUUAGUUCAAAAAGGACUCACUACUUCCAUGCUUAGCGGUGCUGCCGUCUUAAAAACAUCAGAUUCAAAUUCAUUAUUUCCUUUUUUGUGCGAGCCAAAUGGUGAUUUUCAAGACUCUUGCCUUCCUCUUAAGUGCAACAAAGACAACACAUUGUUUGACGCGAAUGGAAAUAUUAAGGAUGGAGAAAAGUAUGGGAAGUGGACGCGUACCUGCGGCAAAUUGUACCUCUUCUCUAACAAGCUUGGAACCUGGCAGCAGAGUUGGGACCUUUGUUGCAGUUUGGGCAUGCACCCGAUAUGGUUUAGCUCAGCGUCUGAUUUCGAGUGUUUAAGCAACACCACCAAAGCGAAGUGGGCGCUAAACUGGAAUUAUUGGACGGCGGGACGCGCAAUGGGCACCUGGGGAAGGUGGGCCUGGUGCCCAGGGGCCAUCAACCUUCCCGACUCGCUUUCCUGGGCUCCGGGGCAACCGGACAAUAAUCAGACCAAUGAGAAUUGCCUUCACUUGCAAGUGACCAAAAAUUCGAGCGGAAUACUUUUGUCGGACCGGAACUGCAGCCACAAAUACGUCAUCGCUUGCCAGGGUGACGCGUUGAUGGCGUCCAACUGCAACAAGCCAAACUGUUCGAUGGAGUGUAGUAGAAAUGAAUCAAUUUUCACAAACGGAACAUUGGAUGAUCUAUUUGUUCACGGCCAGUGGAAUGCCGGUUGUGGCAAAGAUUAUCUGUUUUCGAAUGCAACUAUGGAUUGGUUGGGAGCGUGGAAUUAUUGUUGCUCUGUUGGAAUGAAAUUGGCCUCGAUUGAAGCUCUUGAGGAAUUGAGUUGUCUCACGAACAUGGUUGCGAAAUAUCCCAGAGCAGUCUAUCCUGAUCAAUGUGGAAGGGAUUUCUGGACAUCUGGCACCAACCGCGGUUGUCCAGGAGCUCACUUCUGGUGUUCAGAGAAUGAAAAAUUAAACAAGGAAGAACUAGCUAACUGGAAAAACGGGAAAAUGCCCUCGGAGAGUGCUGAUCAGUGCAUUUUCAUCAAUUUGUCAAAUUCGACUUUGAGUGAAACUUAUUUGGGCGCUGACUCUUGCACCAAGCAAAAACCGUUUCUUUGCGAGGCCUUGCAACCGGGCACAAAAUCAAUGCAAAUCGAGCGCACUUGCAAGGAAAUUUGGGGCGUGACAGACAGUGAAGUGAUUGAUAUAAUUAUGAAUCCAAGCGGUGACGUCUUAAACCAAAGACGAAAUCUGAAAUGUUAUCUAAGGUGCUGCGGGAAAAAAGGAAACGUGAUAAAAACUGGGUCACUGGUGACGGAUCAAAUUUUGCGCAACUUAGAGGACUUGACGGCUGACGACCCGCAAGCCAUGCAGAAUGGCUUUGGAAACUUUGAUUCCUGCGCUUCCUUUCAGUCCUCUGACGAAUGCAACACGACGGCCCAGGUGUUCGGGUGUGGCAAGAAAAAUGCACCAGACCUGACAAUCGGACUGGUCACUGCCAACAAAGGAGACGCCACUGUUUCAGUAACUGCUACAGGGGGAAUUAAAACCGGCAAUAGAGUUUGUCCUGUGUAUCCAAAUUGUGUACCAAACCAAGCAAAUAUUGAUGAAAUUAAAAACACGGGAUCGAGUAAUAUAAUCAAUUUACUUUUCACUCACUAAGAAUUUUGAAAUUCAAUAUUUUAUUUAGUAAAGGAGAAUCCCAACAACCUCAUUAGUCAUAUUUUCAUUUUGUUUUUACUUCGGAUUAUAUUAUCUCAAUUCCCGCUCACAGCGCUAAAUUUGAGCGAAGGUCUAACUUAUUUUAUUCCAGCUUUAGGGGCAGGUGUCCUGACAACCUCGACUGGCAAAAAAUACUUUAUAAAAUAUGUCUCAGGAAUUACUGACGCUCAAGCGGAAGCAGACUACUGCUGCAAACUUGGCAGCCACCUUGUCAUUUUCGAAAGCUUGGAGGAUUACAACAUUUUUAUGAAAGAAUGGCCAGAUUCUUCAGACCAUUGGGCUUUCGUUGGACCGACUUUCGACAACGGCGAUGGCACCGACAGCUGGUGCUCAACCUUCAAGAAGCUGCCAGCAGGACUGAUCACAGACAUCAACCAAUAUUAUCGCAACCAGCAGUUCACGACAGCAACUCGAAUUUACAUGACGAAAGCCGGCGGAUUGUCAUUAUAUUUAACUGGACUCGGUUGCAAUAGAGUUAUAUGUGGCCCACUUCCAUACUAGAUAGAGUAUCUUAAUUUCGAUCUAAUUAAUCCAAUCGAGGGAAAUAUUUUUAUUUAAGACAGUU
Messenger RNA from Cloeon dipterum, 2425 nucleotides. RefSeq lists its product as uncharacterized. Lineage: Eukaryota; Metazoa; Arthropoda; Insecta; Ephemeroptera; Baetidae. The transcript has 19 exons. Gene Ontology annotation, molecular function: odorant binding. The record is from RefSeq and is a predicted model, not a curated record.